Molecule: messenger RNA, 5505 nt
Organism: Pristis pectinata (smalltooth sawfish)
Lineage: Eukaryota; Metazoa; Chordata; Chondrichthyes; Rhinopristiformes; Pristidae
Gene: trim66
Product: tripartite motif containing 66
Exons: 19
Coding region: 170-3850 (1226 amino acids)
Molecular function (GO): protein binding; zinc ion binding
Source: RefSeq, a predicted model, not a curated record
AGAUUUGGCUUUGCUGAGAAGCCUCAGACCUCGCACUUCUCGCGGGGAAUGAUGUCAUUUAAAAGAGUAACUCCUCACAUCACUGCCAUCCAGGGAUCCUGCUGCUGAAAGCGGCACUGUGCGCAGGGAGUGGCGAAAGAGGUCAAACCUUGGCUUUGGAAGGAGAAAUAUGGACCAAAGUGGUACCGACAACAUUGUCAACAGCCGAGCCGAAAAUGAAUGCAAAAGUAACUCUGCCGAAGACGAACUUAAUCUGUUUAGGACCUGCUUGGUUUGCAAAAAGGAUCUUACAAAUCGCCAGCCCAGAUUGCUGCCUUGUCUCCAUUCGUUCUGCAAAGAUUGUGUGCCGGCUGAAAUCCGCAGCCUCAGUCCUACAAUUACAGCCUGCCCGGAGGACAGUAAUGGGGAAGGCAUUAUCUGUUGCCCUGCUUGCAGGCAAACGUGUUUCACGGGCGAUGUAGUGGAGAACGUCUUCAUCAGAGAGUAUCCACUAGUGUCCCAAACCAUGGACAAGCACUGCUCAGAAUGUGAAAAGAAACCAGCCUUCAAGUUAUGUUCAGACUGCAGUAAGUGGCUGUGCAGUGCAUGUUCAGAAGAGCAUUUGCAUGGGAAAGAUACAAAACAUCAUAAGCUGUUAACCCCAGAACAUGCUGCAGGUAGUGAGGGUGAAGUUCAUGAGUUCUCACUGCUCUGUCCACUUCACACCAAAGAGCCAUUGAAGCUAUUCUGUGAGACCUGUGAUGUGUUGGCCUGCUGGAAUUGCCAACUAACACAACACAAAGAACAUAGUUUCAAAUAUCUGGAAGAUGUUUUACAGAAUCAGAAGGUCACUUUGGAGGAGCUGACUCUGAAAAUGGAAGAGAAAAAGGUCAGCAUGCAGAGCUCGGCAAAACAAGUACAGGACAGAUUAAAUGAAGUAAUGCAAGUGCGGAUGAAGGUGGAAAAUCAGAUUAAGAUGGCAAAGAUGAUCAUGAUAAAUGAAUUAAAUAAACGAGUGAAUGUUCUGAUGGACCAGGUGGAGAGAAUUACAAAUGAACGGAGGCUUAAGUUGGAGCACCAGCUUCAAGCAGUAAUGGGUUUGUGCAGGCACUUAGAGCAUGUGUUAAACUUCAUCAACUGGGCAGUCUCCAAGAAGAACAACAUCCCGUUCUUAUUCAGCAAGGAACUGAUCAUGUUUCAGAUGCGACGUUUACUGGAAACACAGUGCAAUACAGAUUUGGGUCCCUCCAAAAUUCAUUUUCACUGGGAUUCUGUCUUGUGGACUAAGAAGCUCUCUUCUUUAGGCUAUUUGUCAUUUGACUCUGAAAAUUCUACCCACCAGGAAUGCCAGACCUCCUUCCCUCAGCAACAAUCACCAUUACCUUCAGACACUGCAGAUCAUAGACCCUGUUUACCACCAUCACUUCUGUGCCAAAAUCCUGGCCAACAAUACUCGGUCUGUGGUAAUCGUUGUCCAGACCCACGUCCAAUGCAAAAAGACCAUGAGACUGUAAACUGUUUGCAGAAUCAUCAGACUUUAGGCCAACUGGCAGGAAAUUUGCAGCAUCAGCUUCAGGUGCAGUACAGUGGAAUGCAACAGAGACAGCCUCAACAGAAAUACUUUCCGCGUCCAUUCCCAGUACAGCCGAUACCAACUUUGCAGCCUUGGCACAUAGCUCAAACUGGACCUGAACAAAGUACAGUUUUGAUUGGACAUCUCCAAGCACAACGCUUGCAGCCAAGCCUGCAUUCAGCAUAUACUGUACCACAACAAAGAAGCAUGACACCAAUGCAUGUGGUGGCCUUGCAGCAACCAAAGCAGCUUGUGCACCAGCCACAACAGAAGCAACUUUUUCAAUUGCAACAUUUAAAGUUACCAAAUCAAUCAUCAGUGCAACCGUAUCCUGUGAAGCAGCGAUUGCCACCUGAGCAAAUUCAACACCAACCCCCUGUUGAAAAUUCACAGGGGAAGCCUCCUUCCAAAGAACCUGGUCAACAUAGUCAACCAGAGCAAAUGCCAAUUGCCCAUAAGGAUUCCCUGGAGCAAUCACAUCCGUUGAGCCAGAAACUGCAGAACAUGCAGACUGCACAGAAGACAAUUAUGAGGCAGAUUGUUCUAAAAAAACAAGACAUUCCUGUGGAACCACAACACUGUGGUCAACAAAGAGUGGUGAAUAAUCAGGACCAACAGGGUGAAAAGAACCAGGCACCAGAAUUAAAUGUGGUCAGUCAAGUUACUCUGCACAAUCCUCUUGAUGUUGAAAAACAGCAGAACAUAAAUGGUAACAGAGAAAACUCCACCCCUGUCCAGCCACCGGAUUUAUUGAGAUUACCUAAAGCUCCUGAGAAACAAUCAACCUCUUCUAGAUCCUCAACAAAAAGGAUGUGUUCAUCUGCUCCGAAGAAAGGAAGGAGAAAGCGUUCCGCUUCAGGCCAGAUUGAAUCCACACUACCUGUGAACAAGGAAUCUUUGCAUCCUGCCCCUUUAUUGAUUGAAUUGCAUACACCACUAACCACACCCAGAUCCCAUGGUGACUCUCAGGGCCAUCUGCCAGAGAACAUACCUGUAAACUGGGAACCAAAGGAAACAAAGUAUAAGUCUGAAGACACUGACACUAGAGUACCAAAGGAAUCCAUGGAAACUGAACCAGACCCUUUCAAAGAGAACAGCUGUAAAGAGCCAAUGAACCUUUCUGUUAAUGCUGAAAAUCCUAGAAUCAAUGGAUCUCAAGAUAUGGCAACGGAUUCACUGGAUGAAGGAACACCACAUGACAAAACAAACCAGAGGGCUCAGAUGGAUGGGGUAAAGGUGCCUUAUGUGCGUUUGGAGCGAUUAGAGAUCUGUGCGCCAUCCACUGGCCAGCUCCCCAUCUUCAAAGUGCAGUCAGCUGUUCAUGAAGAUGAAAGCAAGCACCUUGUCAUGAUGGACAGUCAGACCUUGAAUACUGCAACAAAGAGCAUUACUCUGGACAGCACACUCACUCCACCAAACUCGAACCCCCCUCCUCCUCAACAAUGUGAGACAGAUGAUGCAGCAGUUACUUCUGACCUGCCACCUGAUGUUGCAGCGUUCCCAUCUCCUUCAGAUGAUAAAACCUCUGAAGCAAAUUCUCAGACAACUCCAAAUGCAGCAGGUGCUACUGAUGACAACGAGGAUUAUUGUGCAGUCUGUUUGAAUGGCGGGGAGCUAUUGUGCUGUGAUCGAUGUCCAAAGGUGUUCCAUCUCCAAUGUCACGUGCCUUCUCUUCUCAGCUUCCCAAUGGGUGAGUGGUUGUGUACGUUGUGUCGGAAUGUGGUGAUGCCCGAAGUGGAAUAUGAUUGUGAAAAUACGCGGCAUAUCAAUGAAAACAGAGGAAUAAGAACAUUACAGGGACUCUCCAUUAGUGACCAAAGGAAAUGUGAAAAGCUGACUUUACACCUAUACUGCUACCCGCUCAGCCUGCCCUUCCAUGAGCCUGUCAGCCCACUGGCUCGUCAUUACUACCAGAUUAUCAAAAGGCCAAUGGAUCUUUCUACUGUCAGGGCAAAACUGCAGAAAAAGAGCCCUCUCCAUUACUACACACCUGAAGAAUUUAUUUCUGACAUUCAGCUUAUGUUUAUGAACUGUGCAAAAUUUAAUUAUCCAGAUUCGGAGGUGGCCCAAGCUGGAAGAAGUUUGGAAACCUACUUUGAUGAAAAACUUAAACAAAUUUAUCCUGACAAAAACUUCACAGGAGCAACCCAAGAAUAUUCUGAUUAUGAAGAGAUUGAUAAUGACAGUGGUACAGUGACUAUCAAUGGGUUUACUUGGCCGACAGAAGAAAAGGAGCCUGUGAAGCCAAAGAGAAGACGCAGGCAUGGGGCGAACCACAGCCAUAAGGACCAUAAAUAGUGUUGCUGGCUGAAUGUUUAAAUAUGGUGAAAUGUAAAUUGAUCCUCGACUCCCUUCCUCUUUACCUUUUCAAUCUAUUUCUCUCUCUCUUUCUCUCUCUCCCUUGCUUAAGUGCAUUGCUCUGUCAAUUUUUUUCAACAAAACAUGUCUCUAAUAUUUUUUGGAUCUCUCAGGAAUGUGAUACCAGCUUCCCUGAAGUGGAAACUGUAAGUGGCACUUACCAGUUGUUUUCAUAGUUUUAUUGCAAAGUGAUUACACUGAAUGAGGUUGGAUGUGGUGUGUUGUGGACCCAUCCUUUGUGUGAAAGACUUGCAUAUCAUGUCUACAUCAGUAUUGCUCUUGGGUGAACAGUUUUAGAACAGGAUUACUGUGACAUUUCUUGCAAAUUAUGGGGCAUUAUUCCAGUUAGUUUAAGAUUUAUUUGCAGAAUGCAGUGGGCAAAAUAACCUUAUUAACAUUUCUUUUUCAUCACUUAAGUUAAAGCCCAUGUAAUGAAAAUAACCUGAAUGGAUGAAUUUCCAUGGAGUUUCACCUGUUUGUCCACAUUAACAGCAACAGAUUUGGAAGAACCUGCUGAGAAUUAGCAUAAAUUGUGAGCCUCUGACAAAAUUCCACCCUCAGUAGAACGUAGGUUGUGCUUUCUUAGUUAAGUGUUUGACUUUCAAUAUUCCUGCCAGAGAUAUCCCUUGGAUUGUGUACACGUUGUUGAGGGAUAUCAAUUAUGGCUUUUACUUUUCAGUAUUGAUUGUUGCAAAUUAGUACAAGAAAUGUUGCCUUUUGUAGGGUGCGGUGGUCAUUAGAAUCACUGCUGGUUUAUUGGGAUGGAUUUUAUUUUUUUAGUAACUGUUGAAGAGAAGCUUGUCAACUGUGCACAAUUUUUAAAUUCAAUUUUGUUAAACUGCAUAGGUUUUGAUUGUAAAGCUUUGGAACUUUGAAUUAUUGUUGCUUCACAAGUGCUCAAACACACCAUCAUGCUCCGAACUGCGAUGGCAGAAUGUGGCACACUGACGAUGGUAUGCCAUAAGCUCCUUUUGUUUCAACAUUUUGUGUACUAAUUUGAAACGAAAAAUGGUGAUGGUGGAGUUGUGGUUUGGGAGUGGCUGGAUAAGGUCAGGAAACCUCGGAGAAACUGUUCGUACAGGUAACGCCCAGUUAGUAUAUGGUGAUCUCUGAGGUACUCUGGUGUAUUGAACUGUAGUGCAAAUGUUUUCUAGAGCUAAGCAGUUUCACGUGCAAUUUGUCAUGUGACCUUCCAGAGUGAGAUGAGGGGCUGAAACGAGUCUUUCAAAUGAGAACUGUAUGAGUCUUCAAAUGAUUAAUAAAAGAACAAAAUAACCAUACAUGUCAAUACAGUAUCGUUAUUUGAAUGUGAGACUUUUUAACUGGAGUACUGUUUAAAGUAAUGACGAAACAAAAGUUUUUAGAAAAAUAUGAGAGCAGUACUUAAAAUGGCUUCACCGGCAUUGAUGUUAAUGUUAAUUGAUGUCUGUCUUUCAAUAAGAAUUAUAUACUUAACUGUUCUAUAUGACAGUAGACACAUACAUUGUCAGCAGGUUGUAAUUAAAUUGAUUUUCUAAAAGUACCGUGUUCUAACUAUUCUUAUUACUGCUGUAAUAAAGGGCGUUAACAUGGCUGAAUAAAAUGUUGAAACAUUC